This is a messenger RNA of Lachnellula hyalina, 2196 nucleotides long. RefSeq names its product AP-2 complex subunit beta (gene Ap2b1). Gene Ontology annotation, biological process: vesicle-mediated transport; intracellular protein transport. The coding region runs from base 1 to 2196 and encodes 731 amino acids. The transcript has 4 exons. Gene Ontology annotation, molecular function: clathrin binding. NCBI's taxonomy places the organism in Eukaryota, Fungi, Ascomycota, Leotiomycetes, Helotiales, Lachnaceae. The record is from RefSeq and is a predicted model, not a curated record. Gene Ontology annotation, cellular component: membrane coat.
AUGGCGGUAAAUAGGAUCAAAGGGGCCUUUGCGGUACCCAGAAAGGGCGAAACAUUCGAGUUGAGAGCAGGGCUAGUCUCGCAAUAUGCAUACGAGCGCAAGGAGGCGAUUCAGAAGACCAUCAUGUCUAUGACCUUGGGCAAAGAUGUGUCAGCUCUGUUUCCUGAUGUGUUGAAAAACAUUGCUACAUCAGAUCUGGACCAGAAGAAGCUUGUUUAUUUAUAUUUGAUGAAUUACGCCAAAUCACAUCCGGACCUCUGUAUUCUGGCGGUCAAUACCUUUGUACAAGACUCCGAGGAUCCCAAUCCUUUGGUACGGGCACUUGCUAUACGGACAAUGGGGUGUAUUAGGGUGGAUAAGAUGGUAGAUUAUAUGGAGGAACCUUUGCGGAAAACAUUACGAGACGAGUCGCCUUAUGUACGGAAAACGGCUGCGAUAUGUGUUGCGAAGCUCUUUGAUCUGAACCCGACGAUGUGCUUAGAAAACGGAUUUCUAGAAACACUCCAGGAGAUGAUAGGAGAUCCAAAUCCCAUGGUAGUCGCAAACUCUGUCACAGCCCUGGCAGAGAUCAACGAGGCGGCUCCAGAAACCAAGGCUCUCCGAGUGACGCCCGCAGCGCUAAAGAAGAUGUUGAUGGCUUUGAACGAAUGCACAGAGUGGGGUAGAGUUACAAUACUCUCAACCCUCGCCGACUACAGGGCUACAGAUAUGAAAGAGUCAGAGCAUAUUUGCGAAAGAGUUUCCCCUCAAUUCCAACAUGUCAAUCCAAGCGUGGUGCUGGCAGCUGUGAAAGUAGUCUUCCUCCACAUGAAGUAUGUCAACGCAGAUCUCACGAAGCAAUACUUGAAGAAAAUGGCACCACCACUGGUGACCCUUGUUGCAUCAGCGCCAGAAGUUCAAUAUGUUGCAUUACGGAACAUCGAUUUACUACUCCAAGCCAAGCCAGAUAUCCUAAGUAAAGAGUUACGAGUAUUCUUCUGCAAAUACAAUGAUCCCCCAUAUGUCAAGCUUCAGAAGUUAGAGAUCAUGGUGCGGAUAGCAAACGACAAAAACGUCGACCAACUUUUGGCCGAAUUAAAAGAGUAUGCCUUAGAAGUCGACAUGGAUUUUGUCCGGAGAGCAGUCAAGGCCAUUGGUCAAGCAGCUAUCAAGAUCGAGAGCGCCAGCGAGAAGUGUGUCAACACGCUUCUUGAUCUAAUUGCUACAAAAGUCAACUAUGUUGUCCAAGAGGCAAUUGUGGUCAUUAAGGACAUCUUCCGAAAGUACCCUGGUUAUGAAGGUAUUAUCCCAACUCUUUGCAAAUACAUCGAUGAAUUGGAUGAGCCUGAAGCACGAGGUGCCUUGAUUUGGAUCGUUGGAGAAUACGCCGAGAAGAUCAGUAAUGCGGACGAGAUCCUUUCUGGUUUUGUUGAAGGAUUUAUGGAAGAGUUUACACAAGUUCAACUCCAAAUCCUGACCGCAGUGGUUAAGCUGUUCUUGAAGAAGCCGGACAACAAUCAAAGUUUGGUGCAGAAAGUUCUUCAACAAGCCACAGCCGACAACGACAACCCGGACAUCAGAGACAGAGCAUAUGUUUACUGGCGAUUAUUAUCAGGUGAUUUACAAGUAGCAAAGAACAUCAUUCUCUCAGACAAACCCCCAAUUACGACAACGAUGUCAUCUCUUCCACCUCAGCUCCUCGACCAACUUCUUACAGAACUCUCUACCCUAGCCUCAGUCUACCACAAACCACCUGAGACAUUUGUCGGUCAUGGCCGUUACGGCGCCGAUGCCAUACAGCACGCAGCCAUUCAAGAACAGCGUCAAAACGCCGUCGACAACCCAAUUGCAGCUGCCGUCGUCGGCCAGAAGAAUAACAACGAAAAUCUCCUCGACAUCGAUUUUGAUGGCGCAGCUCCAGCUUCAGCGGAUGCUCCUCCAAGCAGUGGUGCUUCGGGCUUGGAAGGGUUAGCCGGUACGCCACAGCGGGUGGCAAGUCCUACGGCUGGAGCAGCGGGUGCAAGCAGUAUGGAUGACAUGGUGGGAUUAUUUGAUAUGAACGGUAGUAGUUCGAGUGCGGCGCCAACGGGACAGAAUGAUUUGAUGAGUGGGUUUGCGGGUCUAGAUAUGAGCGGUGCGAGUCAGCCUCCGCCGCCACAACAGCAACUUGAGAGUGGGGGCAAGAAGACGAAUGAGGAUUUGCUAGGAAUGUUCUAG